Messenger RNA from Pocillopora meandrina, 3510 nucleotides. The record is from the annotation of a GenBank genome assembly. Lineage: Eukaryota; Metazoa; Cnidaria; Anthozoa; Scleractinia; Pocilloporidae.
GGUGAUGUCAAGAAAGUCAUAGAUCUCUAUAAUCGGGGAGAAGAAGCAAUAGAGUACCUCAACCUAUAUCUUAAAAAAGCUAAAGAAGUAGGAGACAAGCAUGGGGAGAGUGUUGCUUAUAACAGUCUUGGCAAUGCUUAUCACCGUCUGGGUGAUUUCAAAAAAGCCAUGGAGUACCACAACCUACAUCUUAAAAUAGCUAAAGAAGUAGGAGACAAACAUGGGGAGGGUGGUGCUUAUGGCAAUCUUGGCAAUGCUUAUAACAGUCUGGGUGAUUUCAAAAAAGCCAUAGAGUACCACAACCUACAUCUUAAAAUAGCUAAAGAAGUAGGAGACAAGCAUGGGGAGGGUAACGCUUAUUGUAAUCUUGGCAAUGCUUAUGACCGUCUGGGUGAUUUCAAAAAAGCCAUAGAGUACCACAACCUACAUCUUAAAAUAGCUAAAGAAGUAGGAGACAAGCAUGGGGAGGGUAACGCUUAUGGUAAUCUUGGCAAUGCCUAUCAGAGUCUGGGUGAUUUAAAAAAAGCCAUAGAGUACCACAACCUACAUCUUAAAAUAUCUAAAGAAGUAGGAGACAAGCAUGGAGAGGGUAAUGCUUAUAACGGUCUUGGCAAUGCUUAUCGCCGUCUGGGUGAUUUCAAAAAAGCCAUAGAGUACUACAACCUACAUCUUAAAAUAGCUAAAGAAGUAGGAGACAAGCAUGGGGAGGGUGGUGCUUAUGGCAGUCUUGGCAAUGCUUAUAUUAGUCUGGGUGAUUUCAAAAAAGCCAUAGAGUACUACAACCUAUCUCUUAAAAUAGCUAAAGAAGUAGGAGACAAGCAUAGUGAGGGUAUUAUUUAUGGCAAUCUUGGAAAUGCUUAUGUUAGUCUGGGUGAUUUCAAAAAAGCCAUAGAGUACCACAACCUACAUCUUAAAAUAGCUAAAGAAGUAGGAGACAAGCAUGGGGAGGGUAACGCUUAUGGCAAUCUUGGCAUUCCUUUUUUUGGUCUGGGUGAUUUCAAAAAAGCCAUAGAGUACCACAACCUACAUCUGAAAAUAGCUAAAGAAGUAGGAGACAAGCAUGGGGAGGGUAAAGCUUAUGGCAAUCUUGGCCGUGUUUAUUUAAGUCUGGGUGAUUUCAAAAGAGCCAUAGAGUACCACAACCUAGAUCUUAAAAUAGCUAAAGAAGUAGGAGACAAGCAUGGAGAGGGUGGUGCUUAUAGCAGUCUUGGCAAUGCUUAUCAGAAUCUAGGCGAUUUCAAAAAAGCCAUAGAGUACCACAACCUACAUCUUAAAAUAGCUAAAGAAGUAGGAGACAAGCAUGGGGAGGGUGGUGCUUAUGGCAAUCUUGGCAAUGCUUAUUACAGACUGAGUGAUUUCAAAAAAGCCAUAGAGUACCAGAAUCUACAUCUUAAAAUAGCUAAAGAAGUAGGAGACAAGCAUAGGGAGGGUAACACUUAUGGCAAUCUUGGCAAUGCUUAUAUUAGUCUGGGUGAUUUCAAAAAAGCCAUAGAGUACUACAACCUACAUCUUAAAAUAGCUAAAGAAGUAGGAGACAAGCAUGGGGAGGGUAACGCUUAUGGCAAUCUUGGCAAUGCUUAUAUUAGUCUGGGUGAUUUCAAAAAAGCCAUAGAGUACUACAACCUACAUCUUAAAAUAGCUAAAGAAGUAGGAGACAAGCAUGGGGAGGGUAACGCUUAUGGCAAUCUUGGCAAUGCUUAUGUUAGUCUGGGUGAUUUCAAAAAAGCCAUAGAGUACCACAACCUACAUCUUAAAAUAGCUAAAGAAGUAGGAGACAAGCAUGGGGAGGGUGGUGCUUAUGGCAAUCUUGGCAAUGCUUAUAACAGUCUGGAUGAUUUCAAAAAAGCCAUAGAGUACCAGAACCUACAUCUUAAAAUAGCCAAAGAAGUAGGAGACAAGCAAGGGGAGGGUAACGCUUAUGGCAAUCUUGGCAAUGCUUAUUUUAGUCUGGGUGAUUUCAAAAAAGCCAUAGAGUACUACAACCUAGGUCUUAAAAUAGCUAAAGAAGUAAGAGACAAAUCCUCGGAGGCAACUAUCUACUCUUCACUAGGACACGUUUUUGAGUUGCAAGGUGGACUGUCAAAAGCCGUUGAACAUUACCAAGCUAGCAUAAACUUAUUCAAUUCCUUGAGAGCACUUCUAAAAUCUAAAGAUGAGUGGAAAGUUAAUUUUCGAAAUCAGCAUCAAAUGGCGUAUACGGGUUUGUGGAGAGUUCUCGUAGAACAAGGUAAUGUAGAUGAAGCCUUAUUUGUUGCUGAGAAAGGACGAGCUCAAGCUCUGACCGACCUCAUGGAAUCCAUUUUUUGCGGUGGAACAAGUCACCACAACGGAGAAGAUGAAGAUUUCACAGUUUUAAAAAACGUUCCAUCAAACACUGUCUUUCAGGCAGUGGACAGAACUAACGUCAAUCUUUGGGUUGUGUCCGAAGGAAAACAAGUUCGGUUAAGACAAAGCAAACUCAAAGGUUUUGUUUCAGAGAAUAGUGAAUCUAGCCAGUCCUUUGAGUCGUUCAUGCUCGGUGUCUAUACACAACUUGGUGUUCGUUCUAAUGUGAGAUGCGAGGAUCGAUCUUUAGAUGCAUUGAGGGCGGGCCGUUCAAAAGUGGAUGAGAAAACCAAAGAAGCCAACCCUCAACCUCACAUCCAACAAGACGGAUGCUUGAGCACUUUGUAUGAUAUCGUUAUGAAGCCGGUGGCUGACUUGAUUGAAGGGGAUGAGCUACUCAUUAUUCCUGAUGGACCCUUGUGGAUCGCUCCUUACGCUGCAUUGAAGGAUGGUAAUUCUAAAUACCUGUGUGAAUCGUUCACAAUCCGAGUCGCUCCAUCGUUAGCAACUCUUAGUCUCAUUGCCGAUUGCCCAGAUGAUUAUCACAAAAGCAGUGAUGCGUUACUUGUAGGAGAUCCGUGGGUAUCCGAGGUUACUAACAGCGAGGGAGAGAAAGUCCUCGAGCAGCUUCCGUGUGCUAAAGAAGAAGUAGAAAUGAUCGGAAAAAUUCUGAAUAUCACGCCAAUCAUUGGCAGACAGGCCACGAAACGUGAAGUGUUGAAAAGACUCAGUUCCGUUUCCUUAGUUCACUUUGCGGCACACGGAUGUCCGGAAACUGGCGAAAUUGCUCUUACACCUGACCUAGACCGAAUAUCUACUGUGCCUACGGAGAAGGAGGAUUACAUUUUAACGAUUCGAGAUGUGUUGAAUGUUCAACUUCGCGCCAAACUUGUUGUGCUCAGUUGCUGCCACAGUGGUCGGGGCGAGAUCAAGGCUGAAGGUGUGGUUGGCAUUGCGCGCGCUUUUAUGGGGGCUGGUGCUCGGUCGGUUGUGGUGUCCCUGUGGGCGAUUGAUGACGAGGCUACUCUCCAGUUCAUGAAAUGCUUUUAUCGACACCUUGCAGAAGGUAAACCUACAAGCAAGUCACUGAACCUGGCCAUGAAAAGCCUCAGAGAAUCAGAUGAGUUCCACGAAAUCAAAUACUGGGCGCCCUUUUUGCUGAUUGGAGAUGACCUCACGUUUGAC